AUGUCCAACGUACGUGCUCCCGCUGCUGCCACCGCCGCCACCGCGCCGCCACCAGACUCGGUGGUGGUAUAUCUCUCAGAGUUCUGCGUCUCCAAGGAGGAGGAGCGCAGACUCGAGGAUAUCCACCGCCGGGUGCUGGGCUGGGUCGAGCCGGCCGACGUGGCCAGGUGGUCUGAGGAGAAGCUUCUUCUCCUCAAGAUCACCAGGGUCAUGUUCGGUCUGGCCCCGUCCCAGAGGGGCGGCAACCUGCCCUGGUUCCGAAGGACGUUCGUGCCCAGAGUCUGCUCCCAUGACGAAGAGCAGAUAGACGUCGGCAACAACUUGGUGCGGUUCUUCGGGCUCCUGGACAUAUAUGACCGCGGCCGCAAGUUCCUGCCCGAGGAGGACCAGGAAAAGUCUCAGUUUACCCUCAACAAGUACAUCGAGUGGGACCUGAUCAAGUUGUUCGCCACCAUCGAGGCCGACAAGGGCUCAGGCGCCGAGCCGACAGCAGACCAGCCUUGCUACUGGGACUUUGGCUUCGUCACCUGCAGCGACGCAUCAGAGCGCGUCAAGCUCGGAAAGCUCUACCUCCGCCUCUUCAAGGAGAUCAGGACGGUCCAGACAAAGCUCAGAAAAGGCAAGCUCACCGCGCCCCAGCCAAAAACAUUUAUCAACCUCGCAAAGGCGACACAGGAGGGCAAGAUCAUAGAGUUCUUCGCCUCGGCAUCACCAUCUCUCGCCGCAGACUUUGAGGCCGCAUUCCCGGCCGCCACCCACCCUAUCCACGCCUUCCUCUCUGUCCGCCAGGGCGGAUUCCGCCCUACGGUAUGGCGCCUCAAGCAGGCGUUGGAGUGGCCUAUCCUGACGAGCCCGACCCUCAUCUCAGAGGAGAUCGCCGUUGCGGUUGACGACUGGUUCCCCGAGAGGAUCGAAGACCGCAGCAUAUGGGGCCCGAUGCUCGAGAUUUACGAAGCGCUCCUCCAUGAUCCGCUCGAGCUGCACCGGCAGAGAAAGGCCGGCACAUUGGUCGAGUACGCAGAGACUUUCGGCCGGGUCAGCGACGAAGUACGCCAAGAGUUGCUGAGUCUGGCUCCUCUCGAGCAGCCUGCAAGGAUCAUCAAAAGGAAGUCGUAG
Molecule: messenger RNA, 1116 nt
Organism: Pyricularia oryzae 70-15
Lineage: Eukaryota; Fungi; Ascomycota; Sordariomycetes; Magnaporthales; Pyriculariaceae
Exons: 3
Coding region: 1-1116 (371 amino acids)
Source: RefSeq, a predicted model, not a curated record